AGUAAACGUAUUUGACCACAACCAGAACGACGUGCUAAGUCUGUCAGACGUACCGGCUCGAUCAAUUCAACUUAUAUUGUCAUUUGUAAACAUACAAUACGAAGACGCGGGAGUACUUACGUCGCGUCGUCUAAAAACAGUGUUGUGCUUUUUCAAAUAAAUAAGUGAUAUUAGUUUUAUUUAAACCAGUGUAUUUAGUUGGGUGAUUUUAAAAACUUAGAUUCAGUCAGUUUUAUUAAAAAAUGGAAGGGCACUUUGAGGGAAUGUUAGACCGCGACCAAAGGACUGCGAAGUUAAGGUUUUACGAAAAUUCUACCGAAUUUAUAAUAAAAAAUAAAGGGUUCCUGGAAAAUUUGUCAAUUAAAACAAUGCCCAAGCCCGUUAGUCACAGUGCGUUUCCAAGAAGAACGAGUUCAUACUCUUCGUACUUUACAAGUAAAAAAGGACACAUAUGGAGCAGUAUACAAAGAUUAAAACGCUUCCUAAUCUUCGGUGCCUACUUGACCCUCAUCGCCGUUCCCACAUCGUUAGCGGCGCCUUUAAGCAUGUUCCAUCCAAAUGAAGUACCGAAAUGGAUCAACCCCUGCGGGAAAGAAGUUGCCUCCAGCAUCUCCACCAAGUCCUCCGACAGCGAAAUUUUCCAAGCCAUCAUCAUGCAAGCACAUACCACCAGAGAUCUAGCGGCAGAUAUUAAAGACGAAUUUGUAAAACACAACUUCAAAGCCCCAGUUAAUACCGCCGCUUUCGAUAACAUAGAAUUGGAAAAAAUGGAGGAAUGGUUACCCAAGUUGCCCAAAAAGUACAGCCAAUCUGUACCACAGGAGACACUUAAAGCUUUGGAGUUUGAUGAAGCAUUAUUGGAUAUAUACAAGAUCCUCCAGACUUCUGCAGUGAGUAUGGAACAACUGGUGUGGGAAAAACAAAAUUCCCCCAUACAUCAAGACUUGGUCUCUGUCGAGCAGAACCUUAAAAAUCUUCUUUGCGAGAUUCAUGAGAUGAUUCGGUAUCGUAAUCUUGUCGUAACCGAUGUUGACAGAAGUAUUAUGACUGAAGAAGCCAGAAACGUAAACACAUCCGAUGGAACUAUAAGAAAUUGGAUUAUCUACAGGGAAUUCAUGAAUUCUUUGGAAUAUACCAGUGAAUUGUUUACUUAUUUUUCGAAGGCUCCAAAAGUGGAAUCGUAAAAUCAGUCUAACUAUCAGUAUUCGUAGUCUAGUACUUUAGGUAUUGUGCAAAUGCCAAU
This is a messenger RNA of Brassicogethes aeneus, 1243 nucleotides long. The record is from the annotation of a GenBank genome assembly. NCBI's taxonomy places the organism in Eukaryota, Metazoa, Arthropoda, Insecta, Coleoptera, Nitidulidae.